AUGGGGAAUCUUUCUUGGAUUGUAGAGACAGAAAGGCUUAGAAUCAGGGCAAACUGUUAUGUGGCAUUCAGUCCUCAGCUUUCCCAGUCCGCUGAAGAGCGCUGGAAAUUCAGCUUUGAAAUCUAUUGGCCCCAUGUUCACCUAUUCGACAUCUUAUGAGCUCUAGUUCAACAUAGGCUCUCUUGCGGAGUAACGAGCACUUCUAAUCAUGCACCUCAUAUAUAUAUGCUUGGUUAACUUUGAUUGUCUGUACUUCAGUGUCACAUAGAACAGACCUUUCACAGGCAGUUGAGUGUUUCCAGGACCGCAUAGAACCUGGGAUGUCUCGGUCAAUUCAAUGUCUUGUAGCCACUGGACAUCAUCGUUAAGAACAGUCACUGCCGCCCCCGUGUCAAGCUUGGAGCAUGUUGUACGACCAUUCACUCCUAUCUGUGCAGACCAAUAGUUCUUAUCACUGCUGAUCUCAUGGAGGAAGUGUAUGUCUUCUUCGUCUUCUUCUACUGCAUGUACCUUUCUCGGAUAAGGUUUCUUGCUGAGACAGACAGACUGGUAAUGACCCUUUUUGUUGUAGUUACUACAAAUAGUGUCUCUAGCAGGGCGAUACUUCCUGUCAUGGUUCUGGCAUCCACACCAAAAACCGGGAUGGUCAUUCUUAGAGGG
This is a messenger RNA of Pocillopora meandrina, 660 nucleotides long. The record is from the annotation of a GenBank genome assembly. Lineage: Eukaryota; Metazoa; Cnidaria; Anthozoa; Scleractinia; Pocilloporidae.